AUGGGACUGCACAUAUUUUGGCCAGCAUCAACGUGCCUGACUCUUGUUGUGGUUUGCGUUAUAAUAGUUGUACUGAAAUAUGGAUCGCGUAUUUGCAAAUUACGUCACACGGCAUUGCCAUCCGAUCAGGAAUGGGAGGGUAAAGCGUAUUCUCGAAAACUCUCUGUCUCUAUACCGUAACAAUAAGUAGAUAUCACCACGUGUUUUCAAAGAUUCGUUUGCUUUAUAUCAAACUUUAAAUCAAAACUAAGCAUUCUAUAUGACCACGUUUGCUCUAUAUCAGAGUACGACAUUUUACAUUUUUUAACUUUGAUAAACAGAAUUUAAGUGAUUCGCUUAAAUGCAUAUCAGAAAAGUGAUAUCAUUUCUCUCUAGUUUAACGGUAGUAUAGCGGCAUACCUUAAAAAAUGAAUGCUAUAUAUCUGUAUCUUUUAUACGAAACUUUUUAUAUAGUGUAAGUAAUGCUAAUAAUUCCGUCCAAUUAUAUAAUCGUGACUUUUAUUAAAAUUUUAUAAUACGAUUUACGAAAGAAUUGUAUCCGUCCGGCAAUUGUAUCAAUUACACAGAAACUUUUGUAACUUUUAUAUGCGUUCUUUUGACAAAUAAAAGAUGCUUGCCUUUGCAUAAAACGCGUACUUACUUCACGAGUAACCCUGGCAGGUGUCUAUCAUAACCGAAGGGACGAGAGGUGAUCGUUGUUUUUAUAUAUAAUAUUUAGUUUUUUUUUAUUGACAACAUUGGAUUUUUAUUACAUGUGUAACGGUUACACAAUUAUUUAAUAAGUAGAUACAUUAUACAAUUUCUGCAUUCAGUUAUAACAUCAGCUUGUAAAUAAAUCACUGACGAUUUCCCACGAACUACGAGAGAUAUUUGAUUUAAGAAAUGUUAAAUUUGAUUCGAUUGCCUAAGCAACUAAAACCUCAGCGUACUUUCUACCCGACGCAUCGUUUCCCCCCGGAAGCCAUUCCACGUUUAACCAACGCCAUCGCGCGUUUUCAUCUGCUGUAAGAACUUCGUCCAACGUGACCGAUUAAACCAACAAAAAAAAAAAGAAAAAAAAACGCUCAACAAAAUCCUUCCUCGCGUAUGAUUCUAUGCCACUAACGAGUUUAAACUAUCGACAUGGUCAUUGAUUAAAAAUCUCCAAUGGCGCGAUCAAGAGACUCACGCAUCCACCGUUGCAAAGGCUUGUUUGAUUACGUUUCACGAGCACAGCGACAGAUUAACUUUGAAAAACAAGUAAAACGCUUCUUCCUUUACCGUGAAAUCUUUCGAGGAUUCCGAUUUGUUCAGAUAUAAUUUUUUGACGGAAAGACACUUUGAUCUCUGACAAUUUCGCGGCGAAUUUUUUCUAAUUCUUUUAUUAAACAACAAAUCGGAACCCUACUUUGAGAAGGUAAUUAACCUCUAAUUAGUAGCGUAUUUCUUCUAUCGAUUCUGCUAUGUUACAAUGCAGUUAAAACACGGAUAACCUCGAUCGAGUUCCACACAGAGAUGUGAAGCAGUGUUAAUAAUUACGCUUAGUAGACGUUUAAUGACAGUAAUUAGAAGAGACCAUAGAACGUAGACAAUGCUAUCCUUACCCUAUAUCGAUAGAUUCGUUUAUUUUAUUUUUCUUCCCUUCGUUUUAUGCGUAAUGAUGAUAUGCUGUAUAUACGUAAUCUAGCUACGAUCAUCGGCACCGACCAACGCCACCAUCGAAUCCGUACAAUCAACGUUUCGGUCGAGUAUACGAAUUUAUCGUGUGCACCCCGGUAUUAUAACCUGAAUCAGCUGACUUUAUUCAACGAAUUACUUUUGUUUGUAUACAUCUAGACUUAAAAACAAAUACAAUCUUGUAUCUGGGGGAAAGGUUUGAUUUCUAUAGUUUCAAUGAAACGUCUCGUAGGGACGAGUUCCAAUCGUUCGGUCGUUCGUUACGGAAGCGAUGCAAGUUUCAUUUAUUUUUAUUCAAUGAAUGUAUGUUUGUUGUCAUUGACAUAAGAACUAUCCUUAAUAAUUCUAACAACUGUUCCUUAAUCAUUUUUCUUCUCAUUCCGUUUAACAAUCCAACCAAAGUAGAUACGAUCGUAAUUUUGCUCCGUCUAAGUAAGACACUAAGUAAGAACUCGGUUUCUUUUUUAAAUGGACCCUACGCCUACACUACUUGCAUAACGAACGGCUCGAUUAAUAUUAGCAUCCCGGCUCUACGAAUUCGUUUGAGACUUUUCGUUACGUUCAUUUGAUUUUCAUGCUCAUUUGGCUUUCGUUAUUAUUUUAACUUUUCCAUUCAGAGAUAAUACGAGACACAUAUAACAACUGUAUACAGCGACGUUUCUUAUAUAUAUAUAUAUAUUUAUAUAUAUAAUUUUUUGUUUGUAUGCAAGGAAUACGUCUCGGUGAGAAGGGAUCGUUGAUACAAUAUCGGAGAAACGGUAGUAAUUAUCGAAUCGUACUUCUUACAUAAGGCAGCGGUUCCCAAACUUAGGGACGCGACACGAAUAACGUUUUUUUUUUUAAAGAAAUGUUCGUUUCCAUCGUACCAGCCCGCUAAGGAUGUAUAUGUAAUUUUCGAUUCGUUCUCUUUUUCAACGUUUACGAGUUUCUCUAAUUAACCUCAUUCUUCCAUUCAUCGUAGAAAAAGUCGCACAUGUUUUUUUUUUUGUUACUCUCAUUAGCAUCGCGUUUAUCAAGCUUUACAAAUAUCGUUCAACUAACGAUCGAGUACUAAUGAAAAAGUCCGAGAAGUUUAGAAACCGUUGGAUGAAUAUAAGACAUAGUUUUAACAUCGAACACUGUAUAGUACCUACGCGAAAAUCGAGAGAUUGCGUCUCUAUCUCACAAACAUUGUACCUGGUUUUAAGUGUAAACACCGCAAAGUCGACGAAAGAAAAAAAAAAAGAAAA
Molecule: messenger RNA, 2885 nt
Organism: Hylaeus volcanicus
Lineage: Eukaryota; Metazoa; Arthropoda; Insecta; Hymenoptera; Colletidae
Gene: wrm2
Exons: 1
Coding region: 1-180 (59 amino acids)
Source: RefSeq, a predicted model, not a curated record